Manihot esculenta (cassava) is the source of this 3797-nucleotide messenger RNA. RefSeq names its product histidine kinase 5. Gene Ontology annotation, molecular function: phosphorelay sensor kinase activity; histidine phosphotransfer kinase activity. The coding region runs from base 327 to 3491 and encodes 1054 amino acids. Gene Ontology annotation, biological process: protein autophosphorylation; phosphorelay signal transduction system. The record is from RefSeq and is a predicted model, not a curated record. Lineage: Eukaryota; Viridiplantae; Streptophyta; Magnoliopsida; Malpighiales; Euphorbiaceae. The transcript is spliced from 13 exons.
CCGUCUCCUCUUGUUUCUGAUUUCGCAGAGAGGAGACUCUGAAUGUAACCUCAAAACAAAACACACAUAGAUUUCAGAGAGAGAGAGGGGGAAAGAGAAAGACUCAUUUGACCUCCAAAUGCACAUGGCUUCUUGGGCUUCUCUUCUCUCCACAUUAUUGACUCAGUAGUUGAGCAGAUUCCUCAGAUCUACAGUGUAAAAGUUUCUGAAUAUUCUACUACAAGACCUUCCAUAAUUUUUUAGUCCAAGGAUUAUCUGGUAUAAUACUAGUGAAGGUCUAAUUGUUGCCAAGGAAUUGGCUCAGAUGCAUAGACUACUACCCAUGGAUGGAUAAUGUGGGUUUAAGUGAUUCAAAGUUCAGCAAGAUGGAGAACAAUCAAAUUGAUCAGAUUGAAGACAUGGACAUUGAAGUUGUUCCUUCAAUGUGGCCUGAAGAUAUUGAUAGUGAAAAGCCAUACAAUGUAGAAAAGCCAGGAGGAGAUCAAGAUAUGUUGGAGGAAGUUACUAUAGUUGAGGAGCCAAGUAUAGUCGAUUUCCACCGCCUUAUAGAGCUAACCAGUUACACUGACAGGGGUUCUUCUCAGCUAGCAUACCUUGUAAAACAUUGGGAAUAUCAGCAGGCGACUGCUGUACGACUUCUCAGAGAAGAGCUUGACAUUCUAAGCCAGCAAAGGCAAGAAGUUGAGCUGAAAAAGUUGGAAAUAUUGGAAAAUUUUCGGUUUGAGGAAGAAGGAUAUGGUGGUGACAAUCGUCCAAUAUCUAUAUUGGAUGAAGUUAUUGAUAUAUAUCAAGCUCUUCCUCGGAGAAAAAAAGAUGUCAUUAUUCAAAACAAGAAAGUAAAAAUAGAUGCUGAAUAUGACACUGUUGCAUACUGGAAGCAGCGAGCCCUGAAUUUGGAGAAAUUGUUGGAGGCUAGCAUCCAGAGGGAGGAAGCACUUAACGAGAAGUUACAGGAAAGUGUAAAAGAUUUGGAAAGGCAGUCCUCCCCAGUAGAAGAAUUGUCCCAGAUUCUGAAAAGAGCAGACAAUUUCUUACAUUUUAUACUUCAAAAUGCUCCUGUUGUCAUGGGUCAUCAGGAUAAAGAGUUAAGAUAUCGCUUUAUCUAUAAUCAUUUCCCAAGUUUGCAAGAGGAGGACAUUUUGGGAAAGACAGAUAUGGAAAUUUUUACAGGAGCAGGAGUUAAGGAAUCACAAGAUUUCAAGAGAGAAGUUCUGGAGAAAGGAUUGCCUGCAAAGAGGGAAAUUACGUUUGAGACAGAAUUAUUUGGCUUGAAGACAUUUUUGAUUUAUGUAGAACCUGUAUUUAGCAAGUCAGGGGAGACAAUUGGGAUAAAUUAUAUGGGAAUGGAUGUGACUGACCAGGUAAGGAAAAGAGAAAAGAUGGCAAAGCUUCGAGAAGAGAUAGCAGUACAGAAAGCAAAAGAAACAGAACUGAAUAAAACAAUCCAUAUAACAGAGGAGACAAUGCGUGCAAAACAAAUGCUGGCAACGAUGUCUCAUGAGAUAAGAUCUCCUCUUUCUGGGGUUGUAAGCAUGGCUGAGAUACUUUCCACCACGAACCUUGACCAUGAGCAAAGACAGCUACUCAACGUUAUGAUAUCUUCAGGGGAUCUCGUCCUUCAACUCAUAAAUGACAUACUUGACCUUUCCAAGGUUGAGUCUGGUGUUAUGAAAUUGGAAGCCACAAAAUUCCGUCCAAGAGAGGUAGUAAAGCAUGUACUUCAAACAGCUGCUGCAUCAUUGAAAAAGAUUCUGAUAUUGGAAGGACGCAUAGCUGAUGAUGUCCCCAUUGAGGUCAUUGGAGAUGUUCUAAGGAUUCGACAAAUCCUCACUAACUUAAUCAGCAAUGCAAUCAAGUUUACCCAUGAAGGGAAAGUAGGGAUAAAACUUUAUGUGGUACCAGAUCCAUGUUCUGGAAAGGCGGGAGGUAACCAUCAGAAGUCAUCUUGUGGUCAUUCAACCACAAAUGCAUCAAAGAAGGAGAAAUGCACAUCAGCAUCUCAAACUAACAAUGAUCAAAAUGGUUCUCACAGUCCUCGUCAACAUCAUUUACUUGAUAGUGAACCUAGAAGUCCAGUUAGAAAUGGAAAUGCCAUGGAAGGAGAUAAACAGGAGGAACCUCAGUUACCGGGAACAGUAGUAUGGCUGCGCUGUGAUGUUUAUGACACUGGAAUUGGAAUACCAGAAAAUGCUUUGCCAACUCUAUUUAAAAGAUACAUGCAAGUCAGUGCAGAUCAUGCUCGAAAAUAUGGAGGGACAGGCCUGGGACUUGCAAUAUGCAAACAGCUGGUUGAGCUGAUGGGUGGCCGUCUAACUGUGUCUAGCCAAGUGAACUAUGGGUCUACUUUCAUAUUUAUUUUACCAUACAAGGUAUCACCAAUGUGUGAUUCUUCUGAUGAAGCUGAUGAGCUAUCAGAUAUGACUGAUCAUGAUGCUGAAAUAGAGGAUGAAACUGCUGGCUACUUUUUGUUCCAACCACGUGCGUUGGGCCCUCUGUUCUCUUGUAAUGGAUCCACGAGGACUAAAAAAUUAUUACCACAAAAUAUUUGCUAUGCUAAGAAUGCAUUCUCAGACAACCCAUACUCAUUUUCCCAUAAUUUUAUAUCCAAAGAGACGGCAUCUGUUGAGGAUGCCUGUUCUAUGGUGGAAGUUGCUGAUACAUUAUCUGAACCUGAAAGUUCUUUCAGUCACAGUCCGGAACCUGCUGGUGAGAAUGCAGCUUGUAGAAACAAGCAUUUGCAAGAUGACACAAAUAGACAAUUGCAAAAUCCUACUACAAAUUCUACUUCUCAUGCAGAAUGCAGCAGAAAAAUGGAUGGAAGGCCAAAGAGAAGUGAACCCCUAGGAUCAAGUCAGGUGGGGGAGAAAUCUGGAAUAAGUUAUCAGUUCACAUCUGGAAGCAGUUCACAAGUAGAAAUAUCAAAAUUACAGCCUAAGAUCCUUCUUGUAGAAGACAAUAAGAUUAAUGUAAUGGUGACUCGAUCAAUGAUGAAGCAAUUAGGCCAUACCAUAGAUGUUGUUAACAAUGGAGUUGAAGCUGUGCGUGCAGUUCAAUGCAAUUGUUAUGAUCUCAUAUUGAUGGAUGUCUGCAUGCCAGUUAUGGAUGGCCUUCAAGCCACUAGACUUAUCCGUUCUUUUGAAGAAACUGGCAGUUGGGAUGCAGCAGUUAAGGCUGGAAUCGAAUUAUGUUCACCUUCCUCAAAUUCAUUACUAUUAAAUUCUCAAGGUUCUACGCCUUCGACCAAGCGGACCCCUAUAAUUGCAAUGACUGCAAAUGCAUUGUCAGAGAGUGCAGAGGAAUGUUAUGCAAAUGGCAGUAGCAUCUCAACAGAAAUCAAGUUGUAUAUAUCAAUUCAAAACCUUUUUUUCCUCUUUUUGGUCCAACAAAUUUCUCCCAUAUUACUGAAGUUUUUAGAAGGUAAUUGGACUGUUUGUACAUUUUCUAAUGCCAAUAUAAUUAGUAUUCCACUUCAAGCAAAUGCAACAUCUUAAUUGUGCAUAGAAUGUGGGGCAUGUAUUGAAUUUUGGGGCUGCUGAUUUUGAAUACAUUUAUUGAUUGCUACUCCUAUAUAUUAUUCUGAGAAAUAAAUAAAUAAGCGAUAAAAUUAACGUCACAAAUCUAUAAAAUCCAUAGCUUUCUGGGUCUUUCUAGAUAAGUAAGAAUACGAUAAAAAGCCAAUUUGGCCCUCAAAAUUGCCAUGUUGGCUCGAUUAAGUAUAAAAGGCAUUUCUGGAGUUAGGCCUUUUGACACAAUAACCCUAUAUUAUUUCAAUGGAACAUCCAAUAUCAAUAUAUAAG